Suillus plorans is the source of this 4737-nucleotide messenger RNA. Its product is annotated as CHAT domain-containing protein. The record is from RefSeq and is a predicted model, not a curated record. NCBI's taxonomy places the organism in Eukaryota, Fungi, Basidiomycota, Agaricomycetes, Boletales, Suillaceae. The transcript has 9 exons. The coding region runs from base 1 to 4737 and encodes 1578 amino acids. Gene Ontology annotation, molecular function: protein binding.
AUGGCCCGUGGUGUCACCUCCGAGUCUUCAAACUCACCAGAAUCUGACCCUGAUUCAGACUUUUCUUCAGUGUUAUCGCGUAAAACUUCCCCAACUCCUCCAGCAGAGAAUUCCGCUCCCAGUGUUGAGCCCUUUGAAGGCACAAAACGUGAACGUAAGCUGUCAGAUAACGACAAUGACAACAAAUCAAAGGGUUCAGAAUGUUCACAAUCGCAAAAAAAGGAUGUCAGCAAUGAGGAACCAAGCCACCAAGAACACCUCCAGAACACAGGAGAGAUGUGCAUCACUGGAGUGCAACGAGUCGUCAUUACUGUACGUAUUGACGAUUUCCAAGCCAUUCGUGCGACUGAUCUCACUCUUGGUCUCCGACGGAUCCCCGCUGGCUUCCAUGUGGUAAUAAAGAUCGACGGCACUGAAUACCAGACGACCAACAAACCUGUACACGCAGAUCAGGCUGUCGUCGAAUGGAACGAGCACAUACUUCUGCCAUGCGAGCCAUCUUCUACAGUUUGGGUCAGCGUGUAUGCGUCAUUUGAAUUGGGUCCUAUGCUCUGUCAUGGAGAAGAUCUCCGCACAUUCGAGAUCUCUGUCGGAGAAUUAGUGGAUCGCAGCGAAAAAUCGCAUCCCAUAGUCUUUCAGCCCAAGCAGGGGGAAGUCAUAUCCCCGUGUACUUCACUGUUCAUGACACUGGAACAGCGACUUUCUGAUGAAAACGACACCGCAGUUCGCCCCCUGACUACUCUUAAAUCCCGCGACAUGGAUGCGUUAGCACUAAAGACGGAUGCCGGACAUCGUCUUCUCGCACGAUACCGCAGGACGCAGAACAAUGGGGAUCUCGACCAAUCCAUAAAGCACUUUGAACGCGCUUCGGAUCUCUGCCCCGAGGACCAUCCAUGCCGCCCUGCAGCACUAUUUAAUCUAGCCACCGCCAAGUUUAUUCAUUGCCAAGCUAACGGAACAUACCUCGACCUCGAUAUACCUAUCAAUCUACUUCAAGACGCUCUUUAUUUACGUCCUACUGGUCAUCCAGAUCGACCCGUCACCCAGCUCCAUCUUGCCAUUGUUCUUCUGUCUUGCUUCAAGAAACGGAGAUUCGAGGGGGAUGCUCAUGCGGCUGCAGAGUUACUGAGCGACGUCCUCUUUAUCUGCCAUGCCGACAGCCACAUUCACAGAGCAGCUUUUCUUGCAUUCAAGACAUUCGCUCGGCAUCCGGCUGGAAACACUGCUGCAAAACAUAUUGAGCAGGAACGGCCUGCUGCAUCCAUGCUUCCGUUAUCGCCUACUCAAUUUGUUGAUCGAGCAAAGCAGUGUUUGCACAUAGAUGAUUCUCGUGCCUUAGAUGAAGUGAUAUCCCUCCAUUACAAUGCACUGGGAUACUACAAUGCCAUGCAUAAUUGCCGAGGGCAAUUGUUAUGCAAUCUGGGUACAAUGCUGCAUACUCGGUUCCAGCGUCAAGGCAAUGGAGAAGACUUGGAUCAGGCUAUCCCCCUUCUGAGUGAGGCACUGGCUUUGAGCCCCGUCGGUCAUACACAUCGGUCCUCGACAUUGAAUAAUCUUGCGGUUUCACUCUCCUCCCGCUUUGAUCACCAAGGCAACGACGAAGAUUUGGAUCAGGCCAUUGCACUUCUCAGGGAAGCGCUAGUUUUGUGCCCGGUCGGUCACACACAUUGGUCCGGGGCAUUAAAUAACCUUGCGACUCGCCUCUUCUCUCGAUUUCGUCACCGAGGCCAUGUUGAAGACCUGGAUGAGGCUAUUGCACUUCAGAGGGAAGCACUAGCUUUGCACCCAGUUGGUCACGCAGAUCGGUACAUGCCAUUGAAUAACCUUGCCACUCAACUCUCCUCCCGCUUUAAACACCGAGGCAAUGAUGAAGAUUUGGAUGAGACUAUUGCACUUUACAGGGAAGCGCUGGCGUUGUGCCCGGUCGGUCACACAGGCCGGUCUGUGCCAUUACAUAACCUUGCGAAUGGACUCUCUGCCCGCUUUGACCACCGAGGCAAUGACGAAGACUUGGACGAGGCUAUCUCGUUUCACAGGGAAGCGCUGGCUUUGUGCCCGGUCGCUUACAGACAAUGGUCUGGGGCAUUAAAUGACCUUGCGAAUCAACUCUCCACUCGCUUUGAGCACCGUGGCAAUGAUGAAGACUUAGAUGAGGCUAUUACACUCUACAGGGAAGCACUGGCUUUGCGUCCUGUCGGUCACACAGAUCGUCACAUAGAUCGACCCUUGUCAUUGACUUACCUUGCGAAUGCACUCUCUGACCACUUUCAUCACCGAGGAAAUGAUCAAGACUUGGAUGAGGCCAUUGCACUUCUCAGGGAAGCGCUAGUUUUGUGCCCGGUCGGUCACACAUAUCGGUCCUCAUCAUUGAAUACUCUUGCAGUCUCACUCUCCACCCGCUAUCAUCACCAAGGCAAUGAUGAAGACCUGGACGAGGCUGUUGUACUUCAGAGGGAAGCACUGGCGUUGCGCCCCAUCGGUCACACGCAUCGGUCCGCGGCAUUAAAUAACCUUGCGACUCAACUUUCCUCUCGCUUUGACCACAGAGGCAAUGACGAAGAUUUGGAUGAGACUAUCUCACUUUACAGAGAAGCGCUAGCUCUGCAACCUGUCGGUCACACACAUAGACCUGCAUCAUUAAAUAACCUUGCGAAUCAACUCUCCAUGCGCUUUCACCACCGAGACAAUAGCGAAGACUUGGACGAGGCUAUUACGCUUCACAACGAAGAGCUAGCUUUGUGCCCAGUUGGUCACACAGAUAGAUCCAUUGCAUUAGAUAGCCUUGCGAAUCGACUCUCCACCCGCUUUGAGCACCGAAGCAACGACAAAGACCUGGAUGACGCCAUUGUACUUCACAGGGAAGCGCUAGCUCUGCGCCCUGUCGGUCACGCAAAUCGGUCUGCGUCACUGAAUAAUCUUUCAGCUCGACUCUCCACCCGCUUUGAGCAGCAAGGCAAUGACAAGGACUUGGAUGAGGCCGUCACCCUUCUCAGGGAAGCACUAGUUUUGUGCCCAGUGGGUCACACAAAUCGGCCUGCAUCAUUACACAAUCUUGUGAAUCAACUCUCCACCCGCUUUCACCACCGACGCAAUGGAGAAGACCUCACCGAGUCACGAGAGAAUCUCCGCUGUGCAUUGACUCUGUUGACGGAACAUGAUCCUCGUCAAUUAGAAAUCCAUGCUUCGCUAGCUACGAUCUAUCUGUUGUUCCAUGAUGAUCAAUCAAGAAUUGACAGCACUAGCUCAGACGAAGAUACCGAUAAUCUGAAUACUGCCAUGACAUAUCUCAAGGCAGCAGUAAACGUCAUCCCUGGAGGCUUGCUUUCUCGCCUUACGCUCGCCGUGGAUGCUGCAUCGUGUGCUCUUCAUAGCGGUGACGUAUGUCGUGCUGUUGAGUUGUUGGAACAAGGCAGGACCAUCAUCUGGACCCAGAUGACACGACUCCGCACACCUCUUGAUAGCCUUCAGGAUCGCGGAGAUCAUACAGUAGCCCUAACAAAGAAAUUCAGAGACCUCAGCUCACUUCUUGAUAAACCUGCUGCAAGCCACCCGGAAGGCACCCCAAGAGUCAAUGUAGAAGCAGAAGAAACCCGGUAUAGACGUCUGGUGCAGGACUGGAAUGGAACUAUAGAAGAGAUCCGGAAGAUCAAUGGCUUCUCUCGCUUCCUACUUCCCCCCUUGUUCUCCAAUCUUCAAGAUGCAGCUCGUGAUGGGCCCAUCGUCGUACUCAUCGCAAGCGAAUCGUCCUGUAAUGCCAUUAUCAUCCCGCACCAGCAACCUCCCACUAGCAUUCAACUCCCUGCCAACUUCGAGAAACUCACCAGAUUGGUGCUCGCACUGCGAGAGGCAGUUCAAAAAGAUGCCGGUCCUAAAGGGAAGCAACCAGCGCUGAUAAAAGGUUUAAGGGAGUUGUGGGAGGUCGUCGUCCGCCCGGUGGUUGAGAAACUGGGCGGAUUUGCACGACGAGGUUCCCGGAUAUGGUGGUGCCCAACGUCCCUCUUCAAUUUCUUGCCGUUGCACGCUGCUGGCGAGUACAGGGCAAACGGAGAAUCCCUUUCACAGCAAUAUGUUUCUUCAUACACGCCAUCACUCACCGCGCUGGUGAGGGCUCGCAGAAGUCAUGACAAGUCGCUGUCGGUUUCUUUUGUCGCCAUUGGUCAGGAUUGCCCAGCCGGGGCCGAAUUCACUUUGGAUGCUGUGGAACCUGAGCUGGAAUUGGUGCGGAGUCUUUUGCCCCAAACGGUUUCCUUCACCAAGGUGACGAGCGUUGAUGCAACAAAAUCGAGAGCACUACACGCAUUGCGGGAUAAUACUUGGCUCCAUUUCGCGUGUCACGGGACACAGAAUUAUGACGAACCCUUCAAUUCGGCCUUUCUCAUGCGCGACCAACCGCUUUCCCUCCUCGAUAUCACCCAAAUGGAUCUCUCUCUGCAUUCAUUUGCAUUUCUUUCUGCCUGUGAAACCGCAGUCGGUGCCUUCAGUACGCCCGAUGAAGUGAUACAUCUAGCGGCUGGCCUGCAAUUUGCCGGGGUUAAGAGCGUCGUUGGGACAUUGUGGAAGGUUAAUGAUAAUACUGUGCAGCGCUUAGUCGAGGCGUUUUACAAAAACAUGUGCGGGGAUGGCACAAUGAAUUCCAAGCGAGCUGCCCGGGCGCUGCACCGAGCGGUCCAGUUGUUGGCUUGUGACAAGGACAUUCCCUUGGACCAGCGCAUAGUGUUCGUGCAUAUUGGCGUAUGA